Molecule: messenger RNA, 2821 nt
Organism: Coffea arabica (coffee)
Lineage: Eukaryota; Viridiplantae; Streptophyta; Magnoliopsida; Gentianales; Rubiaceae
Biological process (GO): regulation of DNA-templated transcription
Molecular function (GO): DNA-binding transcription factor activity; DNA binding
Source: RefSeq, a predicted model, not a curated record
UUAAGAAAAGCCUUGAGUUUAAAAGAAAAAAUGUUCAGGAAUGUGACGAUGUGAGAUGCAAGAAAGAUAUGGAUGAUGGUUUCCUGCUUAAGACCUAAACUUUAAUUCACCAAAGAACGGAGGACAUUUCGGUUUCUGAUACUACUCGUUUAUACCUAUAUAAUCUGAAAAACAAGUCAUUCUCGGAUAUUCCUCUCCCAAACAAUCUCCCCGAUGGAAAAAGUUAUUACGUUUAUUUUAAUUAUGUCGAAAGUCUAACACCAGUUCUUAGACAUGGUCCGAACUGCAUGAAGCCCUGGAGCAGAACCCAUGAAGUCCAAAAUGUACAUUGUCAUGUUGAAAUCAGCUCGAUUAACACUGUGUAAUCCAAUAGAAGUCCUUCUAAUUUGAAUUACUGCAUAUCAAAAAUCAAUCUGUGGGAUUUAGGUACCUAAACGUAAUAGGAAGUUACUCUCUGAUUAAAUUAUGUAGCUUUUCUUUAGGUAAUCAUCUUUGUAGUAUCUAAUGAGUAUCUUUCUCGCAGAAAAUUGAUAAUAUGCUUUAUCAAAACUGAGAUAAUGACUUGAAACCAGCACUAUUUAUGAUUUCCAUUAAAAUCUCAUCGAACCAACUUUGUCCUAGGAGCUGUGUCUAAGACCUUUAGCUAUAACAUCCAAUUCCAAUCUGUUGUCCUCGGGGAUCCCUGCAAGAUGCCAAAGCAAAGAUAUACUUUGAAGUAAAGAUGGGUAGGGUUGUUGAUCUGUCCGUUCUGGGUUGUGCUUUUGCAUAACCAAAAUUAGCUGCAAGAUUCUUUUCAACAAAUGAGGAAACAAAGAAAAGAAAAACUAACAAAGAAACAGGAAGUCAGACGUAGAUGAUUUUUCCAUCUCCUGAUCUUUCAUAUGGUGCCUAUAGCCUGAUAACUACAAAAGAAUAACCAACACAAAUUCAAGCAUUGGAGAAAGCACAUUAAUCUUUCAGCGAAUAGAGAUGUUAAAAACAAAUGGUUAUCAACAGUUGGCGACAAAUUUGACAAGAAAGUAUCAGCUUUCUUCUGAUAAUUUGCAGUACAUAAACUGCUGUAGAUUUAUGCUCCAGGUUGAUGAGCUAAAAAUAUAACGUUUUCUAUACUGAGAGCAUGUCAAAAAGACAAACGAUGACACUUGUUAGGUGACAAGAGUUAAAACAUUUUUUAAGCUUUCUAAGGAGAGAGGAUGUCUUGAAGUCAGAUUUUAUAAAAACGUUGGUAAGUCUGUCUAUUUUGUGGUUUUUUUGAGGCGUUAAUUUGGUUUCUUGCUCUUGGAUGCAAGCUACAAGAGCAUUAAUCAGAAUAAUCCUCACUAUUAUAAUCAACAACUAGUGGGGUGGCAUCAGCAACUUCAAUAGCAGUCCAUGGAAGUUGCAACUUGAUGGAAAUGAAGUUCACAUCUGGAUAACAUCAAUGUAUAGAUCACAAAAGAUACAACUAAAUUUCUAAAAGCAAAAUUCGGAAGACGAAACAAACGAUGACUGGAAAAAAAUUGGUACCCUUUUCAGAAUUUCCCAAGAUUUUGCUCCUCUAUCAAUCAGCUGAUCCCAAAAGUGGCAACAAUUAAUCCAGUCUUGUAUUUCAUAUUGAUUGUACAAGUACAACUAGUAAGAAUUUUGCUUCAUCUUUUGGUCUUUACCAAAUUAUGGACCAAGUACACUGGCUAGUUUUUGCAUAUUAAUGCAUGACUUCCUAAUGUUGUCAAGUUCUCUACCCCAGUGUGCUGGAGCUGAUUUGUCUGCCAUCUGCCAUACUUAAUCAUACCAUAUUUUUUAUCUUGUUAAACCAUAUGAUCAACCAGCAAAUCCUCAAGCCCAUCUCCAUGGAUGGUAGCAUGGACGCUCAAAGCUCAAAAGUACAAUCUCAGUCCCAAGAUCCAUUUACAAGUCUACCCUUGCUGCCUAUGAUGGCAACAGCAACCCCUCCUGAAAGUAUUGAAGUGCAAGUAGACAUGGAAAGUCCAAGACGAGAAAAUAUUACCAUCCAUGGAAGAAGAAGAUUUUUAGGAGUUAGACAAAGGCCUUCGGGAAGAUGGGUAGCUGAAAUCAAGGAUUCAUCUCAGAAGCUGAGGCUGUGGCUGGGGACUUUUGACAGAGCUGAAGAAGCAGCCUUGGCUUAUGACAAUGCAUCUAGACUUCUAAGGGGAAGAAAUGCUAAGACAAACUUUACAUACAAUGGAACCAUGGAUACUCGCGAAGAAAAUCUUAGUUUGCUGGGAAAGGAUCCAAGGCUUUAUCAGCUUCUUAAACAUGCCAUCACGAAGAACCUGGCGAAAUCCUCAGCUCUCGAUUCUUCAAAAUCUACGCGGAAUUUUACUGAUCAGAGUGUCGUUGAAGGAGAAAGCAGCCCUGUUGAUCAUGUUGUAACAACAGUUGAAGAUAAUAUAAUUGGAAAUGAAGAUCAUGAUCAGUCUCAAGAAAAACGUGAGCUCCGCGGGAUCUCACUUGGCAGCUCAAAGGUGUAUUCUUCUGUUAUUGUGGCUCCUUCUUUCAGCGCUUCUUUAAGUCAAGGAAGAGAAGAACCAGAGAACAAUUCUCAGGGGACUCUGUUUAAUUCACUGUUUUAUCAGACAAAUGUAAUGUCCCACCACAAACUAGUAUAACCUACUGUUUGUUAAUAAUCUAAAUCAGGCUUCUUUCACCUGAAAGUUAAACAUGUUUUCUUCCAGUUCAAGGCAGAAACUAUAGGAAUUUGAGGUGUGCUUUUCUUGGCAGUGCAUUUCUUUCCAUGUUCCUCAGCUAGUUUAGCAUCCAUUUCAAUUUCGAGCCAUUUUAGAUUUCUUCCUUGGUUGCUUUAUCCUCCAGUUUGCAUUUU